Molecule: messenger RNA, 1645 nt
Organism: Antrostomus carolinensis (chuck-will's-widow)
Lineage: Eukaryota; Metazoa; Chordata; Aves; Caprimulgiformes; Caprimulgidae
Gene: TMEM130
Product: transmembrane protein 130
Exons: 7
Coding region: 104-1234 (376 amino acids)
Cellular component (GO): plasma membrane
Source: RefSeq, a predicted model, not a curated record
UUUUUUUUUCCUUCUGAUUUCCACAGAGGAGUAUGGUCUGGAAAUAACCAACAAUGGUCCCAUCACAACGGGAGCUCAAGCUACUGUUCACGCAAGUCUCAGUAUGAAGAAUGACAGUGUUGCAUCAAACUCGUAUCACUUUAAUUGGAUUUAUGCUCCUCUGAUUCUGAUAGAGAAAUCUGAGCAGCAGUUUAACUCCGUGAUUAAUGUGACCAGUGAAUUUCCUGGGACUUUUCCUAUAUCUGUCUGGGUGACUCAUAGAAACUGUUGGUUAUGUCGGCCAGUUGCUAGAAAUGUCACCAUGCUUCAGAUUACAGAAUUUAUCACAGGGAAUCUUACCAUUGCCCAGAUAGAAGACAGCAGAUUUAUCACACGUGGUUCCAGUUCCUCCACAGGCGCUGUGACCCGGAUUUCCUUCUGUCUUCAUGACCCAAGUCAUUACUUUAAGUCAGCAUCAUUUGUCUACAACUGGGAUUUUGGAGAUGGAGUCUAUCAGAUUACCAAGGAACCCUUUGUCUACUAUAACUGCUCUACCAUGGGGAAUCGCACAGUGCAUCUGAAAGUCAUAGCUGAAUGGGAGCACAUUGGAAGCAUCAUGCAUGAAAGAGAAACGGUACAGAAAACUGGUGAUUUUACCACUGCUCUGGAGCUGUUAGAUGCUGUUAAAAGUAUUAACGUAGUGGGCUCCAGAGAGACUCAUGUAAUGGAAAACUUGAAUUUGUCUCUUCAUAUCAAUGGGACCCCGCCGCUGGCAUUAUGCUGGCUUAUAAAAGCCGAGUGUAUUCCACUGGAAGAUGAAAAAUGCCAUCUGGUGGUAAUUAACGGCUCCUGCUACAAUCUCAGCCAUACCUUCAGUGACGCGGGACAGUAUUGCCUCAGCAUCAGAGUGGAGAACGGCGUGACGAUGCUGCAGACGUACCAUGAAAUAAAAGUGUGGCCAACAGGGAUGCACCCAGCUUUCUUCAUCCUGCUCUGCAUCGCUCUGGUUUCAGUGAUGCUCGGACUGGUGCUGUACACAACCUUUCGAAGUAACACACAACAAAAAGAUCUCGUGGAGGUAGCUGACUUCGACUUUUCUCCACUGUCUGAUAAAAACCUGUCUUCUCGUUCAGAGUCAGGCUGUGGCCGAAUGUGUUGCAGAUCAUGUUUUGUUUGGUCAACUCAAGAAGCUGCCACUGAGAGUCAUGAACUUCUACAUUCUUUUUACAAGCCAGUCAAAACGUACACAGUGUGAAGAACACAAUUGCACUUUGGUUGCACUAACUGCUGAGUUUAACUUUUUCACUUAUGAUGAGAUAAAAGCCCAGUGUUGCAUGAAUGGUUUGGUUUUGCCAAUGCAAUGAGUUUAACCACUUUAGGUCCAGCACUUGAGUGUUUCAUUCUCUGAACUAAAAAAAAAAGCAAGCCCUGAAACACAGUAAAAGUAGCUUUGUAUUUUUAAAUGAUACGGGUGUACACAUUUACAGCUGUAAAUGCAGCAUUUUAUUCUUAUGAAAAUUGUUUUAUGUGCAGGUUUGCUAAACUCACUACCUCUUGUAAUUUCUCUGUUCCUUCUGCUGUCUGUUUCAAAGACAAAAGUGCUUAAGACAAACAUACCUCUUUCCUAUGUUACAACAAUAUUACUGGAAAUGAAAGUCACCCAAAA